Messenger RNA from Didymosphaeria variabile, 642 nucleotides. RefSeq lists its product as uncharacterized. The transcript has a single exon. The record is from RefSeq and is a predicted model, not a curated record. The coding region runs from base 1 to 642 and encodes 213 amino acids. NCBI's taxonomy places the organism in Eukaryota, Fungi, Ascomycota, Dothideomycetes, Pleosporales, Didymosphaeriaceae.
AUGCCGACAACAGGACUGAACACCACUCCUCCCCACACCAACUCCUUCACUUUCCCGCCAUCCUGCGAUCUCAAGCCCGCCUUCUACGGCUACAGCAUCAACCACCUCUCCCUCGUCACCCCCAAUCUCACGCGAGCAUUAACGUUCUACACCCAAGCCCUCGGCCUCCAGCACAUCUUCACCUACAAUCCCAUCCCAAAAUAUCACGUUGCGUACCUAGGCCACGACACCGCGAAUUUCACCUCAUGCGCGGAAUUUGCGCAACGAAAGAACGAAGUUAAGGGACUGAUUGAGUUGAUCCAUCUGGAGGGCGCGACAAACCAUCCGCUCCCGGCGAUGAAGAAGCCGAAUACAUAUUCACAUUUCGGACUGGUUGUGCCUGAUGUGAAAGAGGCAGAGGGGCGGAUUGCUGCGUGGGGUGGCAGGGUGAUUAAGGGUGCGGGCGAGGAGACGGAUGUGACGAACAAUGAGCUAGCGAAUGCGUAUGGGCUUGGGGUUGAAGCGAUAGGGAGUUUGGAAGAAGGCGAGCUGGAAGCGAUUGUGGAGGCGUUUAGGGAUGUGAGGACGGGGGUGAUGCAGAGUGCGUUUGUGGGGGAUCCGGAUGGGAAUUUGAUUGAGCUCCAGCCGCCCGUGUUUGAGUGA